Messenger RNA from Ophidiomyces ophidiicola, 3531 nucleotides. It is a transcript of the gene IMH1, whose product is annotated as Golgin imh1. NCBI's taxonomy places the organism in Eukaryota, Fungi, Ascomycota, Eurotiomycetes, Onygenales, Onygenaceae. The coding region runs from base 1 to 3531 and encodes 1176 amino acids. Gene Ontology annotation, cellular component: Golgi apparatus. The transcript has 4 exons. The record is from RefSeq and is a predicted model, not a curated record.
AUGCUGUCGCGUCUUCGCGGUGCUAUCGAUGCUCGGAUCGCAGAAGAACAAGCCCGUCAGCGAGCAGGGCAGGACUCGCUUUCCCGUUCCAACUCCGCUGCCCGCCGUACGAAUGCGUCGCCUGCCAGACAGUCCGGCGCGAGAACCAAAAGAAACAACAGCUUCUUAACACGCAGCCCCGAUCCUUCCGAGUUCGAUGCUGAGUUUGUUAUUGGCGACGAUGAUUCGUCAACGAGGACUAGUACACCUCGUCCGGAGCCAGAAGCCAGUGUCAAUGGAGCUGCUGGUGAGAGCGACGACAAGGUCGCUGAGCCGGCGCGAUCGACUCCUCCACCCGGAAAGCCUGCGCCUCCCACGUCGACUGAGCUGCCCACGGACGUUCGGGUCAAACUACGCAGACUAGAUAAGUUGGAAUCAAGAUAUCAAGAGUUGCUCAGCGCCUACCGAGUCGCUCAUGCCCGCGUUCUGUCGAUCGAACCUUUUGAAGCGGCACUCCGAGAGAAUACGCCCCUGACUUCUAUAAGCGAACCGCGGUCCUUGACCGAAUACCUGAAUCAGCUGACCCUUAAGGGAGAUAUGGUGGUUGACGAGUUGAAACGGGUGACUGCCGAAAGGGAUGAUUACAAGAAACGAUUCGAGGCCACCCGCGACAUUUCUGAUCAGGCUUCCGUUCAGAAAACUAGCCAGGACAACAACGAUCCUGGGUCCAACCUAACUGAGGAGGCGGUAAAUGAUCAGAACAUCCCCGGCAUUCAGACAUCAACAACUGGUGAAGACUCACUAGAUAACUCACAGAAAUCACCGACUACUUCAAUGACCUCCCGUGCAGCCUCGAUUCGUGGCCUAUUCUCUCCUAAAGCCAAGCCUCUCAAGUCUCCGCCUCCUCCAGAAGAGGCCGAGGAAUUCUUCUCUUUCGACAACGAAGUUCCAAAGCUAGAGGCGGAACUAAAUGAAAAGCAGCAGGAAGUGGAAAAGCUUAGGACGGAGAUCAACAAACUGAACGGAGAUCUGUCUGUAGCUCGGGAGUCUACUGAGAGCAUGGUUCACAGCCUGGAAGCUGCAACUCGCGAGCUUUUUGAGCUGCGAGAUAAAAAUGAGCGUCUUGAUUCACGGCUACGGGAAGAGGGCUCCGACUUACGGGGCCAAAUAAUUUCCUUGAAAUCUAGGCUGAGCGGCAUGGAGUUUGACUUCAGGAGUUGUUCGGAUGAUGUGGAGGACUUGGAAAUGCUGCUUGAAGAGAGAACAGAUGAAUUGCGGCGUAUAAAAACAGCAGAUCCGGCUGGUUCCGCAGAUCCCUCUCUCGAUCGGGUACGAUUUGAAGUUCUGCAAGGCGUCUAUUUGAACCUGAAAUCACGACUCAAAGAUGCGGAAUCUUCUGUUGAAUCCCUCACAUCUCGUCUCGUUUCCAGCGAAACUGAAGAAAAGAAUGCCAAAAAUCUUGUCGAUUUUAUAGACGAUAUUUAUAAGGAAAACGAGAAAUGGAAGAGUGCUAAGGAGCUGAUUUUAAGUGGUAAACCCGCUGAUUUCGAAGAAGUUCGAGAGAGUUUGACUAUGUCACAAACAGAAACGGCGCCUCCAGCAAGCAUUGCAGUUAGUCCUGCACCGGCUCCCGCUCCUGGAAAGAAGAAAAAUAGAAAGAAAAAGAAAGGCGGAAAGGCAGAUGCUGCGACCACCUCAGCGGGAUCAACUACUGCUCCCAUGCAACAACCAACUUCCAGUGGCUCGGCCAGCGAUUCACUUCAUGAACUAGAAAACAAGGUCCUAGCGCUCAAGACUGAGCUGGCUGAAAAGGACGCCGCUGUCGAGCGCCUGCACUCGAAGCUUAAAGGAGAAGAGACCCUUUCAGAAGAAAUCGAAUCUCUACGCGAUGAUCUCAUGAAUAUCGGGCAAGAACAUGUUGAAGCAAAGGAUAAAGUUAAGCAACUUUCUGUUGAAAAGGCCGCCCUUGAGAAGACUAUCGGCAAUUUGGAACAGGAAAUCGUCACAUUAAAGGCUAAUUCAGCUUCUGAGGACGAUGCUGAGGGCGCCCGGAAAAAUCUAGUAACUGAUUUUGAGGAUCUUAAAGUGAAAGCCGUAACAUUGGAGACGGAUUUAUCCGCGGCUCAGCAACUAGCAGCCGCUAGAUUCAAGGACCUUACGGAUCUACGUCAAGCCUUGCAGAAGAUACAACCCGAGUUAAAAACGCUACGUCAAGAAUCGACCGAACUGAAAGCUACAAGAGAGGAGUUGAAGAAUAAAGGCGCAGAAGUUGGUCGCUUGGAGAGACGGCAAGAGGAUCUCCGAAUAGAAAUUAAAGACUUGAAAUCGGCUAUUAGUGAAAAGGAGUCAGAGGCCAAAACGCUCAAUCAGAAAAUAAGUCAGGAGACCAAUGGCCGCUCUAAAGCCGAGCAGGCUCUUGAGGCCGCACGAUCCGAUAUUCGGUCAUCGGAAACGCAGAACAAAGAGGCCGUCGAGAAAAUCGAUUUGAUAACGAAAGAUCUUUCAAAGGCACAGGAAGAACUCCGAACCUCUGGCUCCAGGGUGCGGGAACUGGAUGAGCAGGUGUCGAAAUUGAACCGGGAACUUGGGAAUUUACAUGACGAGAUUCAGUUGAAAACAGCACAGCAUGCAAGCGCGCAAAGUUUGAUGAACAGCAUGCGUGAUCAGACAUCUGAACUAGCCAUGCAGGUUAAGGAGGCCCGUGAGCGCUGUGAAAGUUUGGAGGAAGAGCUUUCCGAUGCUCAGAGGCUGCUGACGGAGAGGACCAGGGAGGGUGAAACUAUGCGUCGGUUACUUUCCGAGGUAGAGCUGAGGGCGGAGCACAAAGUCCGAGACUUUAAGGAGCGACUAGAAACUGCUAUUGAAGAGCGUGAUCGAGCUGAAGAUGAGGCAAAUACGGUUGGCCGCAGGCGAGCAAGAGAAGUGGAAGAGUUGAAAACGAAAGCGCGCGAGGCCGAACGAUCCCUGCGUAGUGCUGAGGAGGACCGGGAGGAGCUACAUCAUUCCCAAAAGGAAUGGAAACGGCGUAGGGAGGAGCUUGAGAUGGAAAUGGAGCGAUCGAAACAAGAAUUGACAGACGUCAAGGAGGCCAUGUCGCAACUGCGGGAUGCGCUGGAUGAAAGCGAGAAGCAAACACGCGAGUUUGACCGGGAGAGGUCGGAGCUUCGCCAUGCUGUAGAAGAAGCGAAUCAGCGACUUGACAAAGCUCGCAAGACGAACAAGUCCUUAUCCGAGGAUCUGAAAGCUAUCAAUGCCAAUAAACGGCGGGUAGAAUCUGGGGGCCGUACGCCUCGGUCAUCCAUUGAUUCGGCAGCCCAGCGUGUAUUGUCGCCUCCGUCCAGGACGCGCAACGGCAGUCUAGCACCUGGUGAGCCGCCCACAGCGCCUGGAGGAGGAACCAUCGACCAUGUAUACCUCAAGAACGUCUUGCUGCAGUUCCUGGAACAAAAGGAUAAAAGUCACCAGAAGCAACUGAUACCUGUGCUAGGCAUGCUCUUACAUUUUGAUGCCAACGAUGAACAGAAGUGGAUAUCAGCUAUCUCGUCAAAGUGA